This is a messenger RNA of Cladocopium goreaui, 2658 nucleotides long. The record is from the annotation of a GenBank genome assembly. Lineage: Eukaryota; Dinophyceae; Suessiales; Symbiodiniaceae.
AUGGCACCUGUUGGCUCGCUCCCCACAGAUGACACCGCGGUGAAUGUCACGGCGUUGCACAGCAGUUCAGCGGGGGUUCGCUUGGCGGCCGUGAAAGCAUUGCUUGAGGAUGGCAAGUUGACACCUUUGACACCUUUCGCAGAUCAAAUCCUGCCACUCGUGGCUGACUCUGAUCCUGAGGAGACGGGUGGAAGGGUUCGGCAGCUUGCGGAUGAGUUGGUGACCCAGAUGGGAUUUCGCCGGGAGACCUUGACGGCAGAGCGUGAAGAGCGAAACCAAUCGCUGAAGUGUGGUGCCACCUGGAAAUGUCUCUGUGUGCCGGGUUUUGGAGUAGAAGCCUUGCCCAGCACUCCUCUUACCCCGCCAUGGGCCAUCAGCGCCGUGGCUGAUGAUUUUGACACCUGCAGUGCUCCGGCGAGCCCGUUCUACAGCCCCGCCUGGCGGGUGGCCAAAUCGGCCCGACGUUGUUCCCAUCCCAAAGAUCCCAGGGCAGUGAUUCCCUUGGAGGAUUUGUGCUGUGAAUCCAAACAGCACUGGCGGGUAAGGGAUGCCUUGGCUUUCACACCAAAAGCGUUGCAAGGCGAUGUCCUGGUGCGCUUGUUGAAGGACACAGAUCCUGGACUGCGGGAGAGUGUGCUGCUGGCACUUCGAAGGCUGGUGCCCAUCUACUGGGUGAGGCAUGCAGACGCUGUGUCUGCAACACUGGCCGAUGCGAGGCCACAGGUCCGUGUGGCUGCUCUGGUGGCUCUCUUUCAUCUGGAUGCCAGCGAUCUGGACUUCCAGGUUCCUCGCAUUGUGGCAGCAUUGCGCGAUGAGCUUUGGCCUGUGCGUGAGGCAGCGCUCCAGACGCUACGGAAGCUGCGCCCAGAACAGCUGCAGCGCCUGUCUCGCGAGGUGUUGCGUUGCAAGCUGGAUCCCAGCCUGAGAGUUCGCUCUGCUGCACAGCGAGUGCUAGAACGAUUGGCGCCCAAUGUCUUGGCAGAUUUGGCAUGUAGAGGAGACCUUUACGGUGGGGCAGCCGUGAGAAACGCCACGAAACGCUGCGAGGUAAAAGCGCUUGUCAUCGGCAACAACCUAGCUGUCCAUGCGGACUCUUCUACUCCAGGUGCUGAUUUGCUAAGUAUCACCUUGACAGUGGACCAGAACCUGGAUGGUGAUCCCACAGCUGUGGCUGCUCGCGCUAAGGACUGGCAGGAGAAGGUGGCGACUGGAGUCUCGCAGAGGCUGUUGAGCCGUCAGAACUCGACCGCUCGCUUGGGUGCUGCAUUAGAGGAAGGGCAGACUCCGGCGACUCCGCUGCCCUGCAAGACCUUGGCGGUUCUGUGCUGCAUUGCCUUGAUUGAUUGUAUCAAUGCUACCAUUUUGAAUCCCUACGUGGAUGACAUGGUUUCCAUGUUGCUAAAGACGGAGCGCGGGAGUCCGGAUGUGUCUCUGUGGGUCUCCGUAUUGGUGGGCUCCUACUCCCUCUGCGAGGUGAUCUUUUCGGCCAUGUGGGGCAUGCUGGCAGACAAGGUUGGCCGCAGGCCGGUGCUGCUGGUUGGCCUAACCGGAUCAGCAGUGGCGCCCAUCAUUUUUGGCAUGGCUGGGAGUUUGCCUGUGGCCCUUGGAGCUCGGUUGAUGGAUGGCUUCUUCUGUGGGAACAUUGGAGUGGUGAGGACCUACCUGGGCGAGUUGGUGGAUAACUCCAAUGAGGCCAAAGCUUUCGGUAUAUUGGCCGCCACCUUUUCCUUGGGUCUGAUUAUUGGCCCAACGCUUGGGGGAAGCUUGGCAUACCCGGCAAGAUGGUAUCCUGCGACUUUCCAAGGAACAAUCUUUGACACUCAUCCUUUCCUGCUGCCGAACCUUUCUUAUGCAUGUCUGGCUAUUGCAGCUCUCCUCGUAGGAUUCUUCGCCCUACCAGAGAGUCGAGCACGAGUUCAGCAGCAAGCUGCCCUUUUGGCCAGGAGUGGAGCUGAAAGUGAGGAAUUUCAAGCAGUGAAGUUUUGGCAAGGCUUUCCGAAAGGAAGGAAUUUCCGACAGAUUUUGAUUGCCAGCAGCCUCUUGAAUGGAUAUGUGGCUGCGCGCUUGAAUGCCUUUGUCCUGGUCUCUUCGCUACCAGAAACCAUGGGUGGCAUGGCUCUGUCCCCUCACCAAUUCGGAUACAUACAGGUCUGUGCUGCUGCCAUGAUUUUUCUGAAUCAGGCAACUUUUUAUCCCAUCCUUAUGCGCCGAUUUGGGAUGCACCGCUGCUUUGCGCUCUGUUUGAGCUGGACAAUUGCCAUAUCUCUACCGAUUCCGGUUUACUACAUGGUGGCGGACCCGCGCUUUCAUUUUUGGCGCUACGUGCCGAUCACUGCGUGGCAAAUGCUCAGCCAAUUCGGACUUGCCACCUGCUUUCCAGUUGCUGUGAUGCUAGUAAACAGAGAAUGCUCCGUGGAAAAUCGUGGAAGUGUCAAUGGCUGGUGCAACUCGUUGAAUUCGUUGUCCAGAGGUUUGGGACCGCCGCUGGCUGGAGGACUCUUCCGCUUGGGAUGCUACCUGGAAAGCAGCAGCUUUCAGCUGGGUCGAUAUCUCCCCUUCUAUGUCAACAUGAUCACCGCAGUUGUAUGCAUCCGCUUGGUAGCGGCACAAUCAAAGACCGAACCAGCUGAGACUACUGCAGAGUUGCCGUCUGCUUGA